CCCUCCCCAGCUGGCCAGCAACUGAUAACCUGGGUCUAGUGUCCUGAGCCACUUCCCCCAAAAGGGCGAGGUCCCUGGUCUACUCGCUGGCACCCACUGGGACCCUAGGCCUGGCUGGAGUCCUGGGACACAGACAAGCGGCUCAUGGCUUGGGGCGGCGGCCGGAACCUCUCCGCGCAGGGGCCGUUCAUCCUGCUGGGCUUCCCGGGGCCGCAGGGCCUGCGCGCGGGACUCUUCGUGCUCUUCCUGGUCGCCUACGCGCUCACGGUGGCCGGGAACCUGGCCAUCAUCGCGCUGGUCGGCGCGCACCGGCACCUGCAGACGCCCAUGUACUUCUUCCUGUGCAACCUCUCCUUCCUGGAGAUCUGGUUCACCACGGCCUGCGCGCCCAAGACCCUGGCCACGCUGGCCCGGCGCGGCUCAGCCAUCUCCCUGGGCGGCUGCGCGGCGCAGAUGUACUUCGUCUUCGCGCUGGGCUGCACCGAGUACUUCCUGCUGGCCGCCAUGGCCUACGACCGCGCGCUGGCCAUCUGCCGCCCGCUGCGCUACAGCAGCCUCAUGACGCCCGGCCGCUGCGCGCGCCUGGCCCUGGGCUCCUGGCUGGGCGGCUUCUCCGCCAUCAGCGCGCCGGCCGCCCUCGUCGCGCGCCUCUCCUUCUGCGGCUCCCGCGUCAUCAACCACUUCUUCUGCGACACCGCGCCCUGGAUCGUGCUGGCCUGCGGCGACACGCGCGUCGUGGAGCUGGUGUCCUUCGGCAUCGCCUUCUGCGUCAUCCUGGGCUCCUGCUUCAUCACGCUGGUCUCCUACGCCUGCAUCAUCGUCACCAUCGUCGGGAUCCCCUCCGCGGCGGGGCGGCGCCGAGCCUUCUCCACCUGCUCCUCCCACCUGACCGUGGUCCUCCUCUGGUACGGAUCCACCAUCUUCCUGCACGUGAGGACCUCGGUGGAGAGCUCGCUGGACCUGACCAAGGCGGUCACCGUGCUCAACACUGUGGUCACCCCGGUGCUGAACCCCUUCAUUUACACCCUGAGGAACAAGGACGUCAAGGAGGCUCUGUGGAGGUGGGUGCGGGGGAAGGGAGCCCCUGGGAAACCCACGGGCAGGACUGGGCCAUCUGGCCGUCCCCUGUGUGGGAGCCAGUUCUCAGCAUCAUCGUCUCUGUCCGGACUGCGAAUAGCACCCUGAUAUCACAGGGUGGUCAGGGGCUCUGGGGUGGCAGGGGGCUUUGGGCUGGGUGCGUGGCAGUGUGGAGGGCCCCCCAUCCCAUCCUGGCCUC
Molecule: messenger RNA, 1276 nt
Organism: Mustela erminea (ermine)
Lineage: Eukaryota; Metazoa; Chordata; Mammalia; Carnivora; Mustelidae
Product: olfactory receptor 287-like
Exons: 2
Coding region: 145-1185 (346 amino acids)
Biological process (GO): G protein-coupled receptor signaling pathway
Cellular component (GO): membrane
Molecular function (GO): olfactory receptor activity; G protein-coupled receptor activity
Source: RefSeq, a predicted model, not a curated record